Molecule: messenger RNA, 2139 nt
Organism: Anopheles coustani
Lineage: Eukaryota; Metazoa; Arthropoda; Insecta; Diptera; Culicidae
Product: zinc finger protein on ecdysone puffs-like
Exons: 5
Coding region: 1-2139 (712 amino acids)
Cellular component (GO): nucleus
Source: RefSeq, a predicted model, not a curated record
AUGGCCUAUCGCAACAAUAACCGUCGCGGUGGAGGUGGUGGUGGUGGUGGCGGCAGUGGUGGAGGUGGCGGUGGUAGCGGCGGCGGUGGUGGUGGUGGUGGUGGCGGGGGCAACUUUGGUAACAACUAUGGCAACCGUAUCAACCCUUGGGAUACGGGAGUGGGCGGGGGCCGUGGUGGGAACAAUGAUGCCAUCACGUUUGCCAACAGUUUGAUUAACAACCUGCUCCGCAAUCAAAACACUAACCAAGUUCCAUCACUCUUGGAUGGUGUGCAAUCUUCGCGAUUUGAAGACAUCAAUGGUUAUAAUUUCAUUAGGAACCGAUACGGUAAGAAUCGUUACACUAAUGGACGUGGCAUCCGAAAGCCGGAUGCCGUCGCCCGUACGAAGAACGUUCUGGCAAAGAAUUCAUGUAACCCGUCCCAUAGAGAAGCUCUCGAUAGCGCAUGUACUAGCAAUCGAGACAAUCAGAGCGGUAAUAAGGGAACCAAAAAGGGCAACACGACCAACAAUGCGUCGGGUGGUGCAAAGGAUAAAACCUUGCCCUCGAAGGUUUCAUCACCGUACAUGGAAGUUUCGAACGACUUUCUCUACUGUCACAUGUGCGAUAAGCACAUGUACGAUGCGACUUCAUUUGAGAAUCACAUCACCGGCCGUACGCACCGGGUGAUGAAGGAGAGCAUCGAGGAGAGCUACCGGAUGCGGGCCACGCUGCUCCGCCAGGAGGCCCGCAUCGCCGAGCAGCUUAAGACGAUCGAGAUCGACCGUCUGAAACGCAUGGGAAAGGCCAAGAACUACUACAAGGUGCGCGAGUACUGUCCGAUGUGCGAGCUGUUCUUUUACGGCCACAUCAUCGCCCAUCGGCGCUCGGAAAAGCAUCUGGAUCUGAAGAAGUUCUUGCACCCGAAGUGCGACGACUGCGAGCUGGAGUUUCACAAUCGUACGGAGUACGAUGAUCAUUUGCUUUCGGUUGUGCAUAUGAAAAAUUGCAAAUCUAAACCAAGCCGACUUGACAUCGAACGUAAGGCAAAACAAUUGACUAUUUCUACUAUGAAUGAUGAGUUACUAGACAUUCGCGAAGAGACGGCUCCAAAGAAGAAGAAAGAAAAGGAUACUGCUGCGGUAUCCGCGGCAAAGAAAUUGGAGACCGGAGACGGAAAAUCAGGCACCACCAGCGGUAAGCCGGCGGGGACAGAAGCGGCGAACGGUGAACCGAGCAAAGCGACCGAUGACGAUACCACGACCACAACCGAUACCCUCGAAGAUGGAGCCGGAAGUGAUAGUGGUAAACCAUCUGUAGAUGACGGCGUUGGGGCGACGCUGGACGAUCCGAAGCUCGACGAGGACUGUCUGGAAGAUGAGCUGCUUGCUAAGGAGGAAGAAAGUGAAGACUGCAUACUCGACUACAAGCCGGGUGAUGAGAUUGCGUCGGAAAUCGACAACAAACUGCCUCGCUACCGUAAGAAUCGUGCGCUCGGCCUUAGCCUGAUUGGCAAGCUAGAGUGCGUGGAGUGCCGCAUCUGUCACAAGUAUUUUGAUAGUGAGGCCACGGGCGAGGUGCACGCCCGCACUCACUCGCACUAUCGUGCGUUUAUUCGUUUUCUGAACGAGAAGGCAAUGGAGGUGCGUAUCGCCCAGAAGCGGGCCGCCGUCGCGCUGGAAGAAGCUGAGGCGGCGAAGAAAAAGCAGAAGCUGGCCGACGAAAAGAAGAGCGUGGAGGAGAUGAACGGUGGUGAGCAGAACGGAGGAGGAGCUGGAGCCGGCGGUUCCUCCGUCACCGCCGCCGUCGAAGCAGUGAAGAAGGACUCGGAGCUGUACGAUCCAUCGGAAGCAACAGAAUCUGGCGAUGCGAGUAUGGCCGAAGACGGCAAGAGCGACGACGGUCAGAACGGGUCCGAGCAGGUCGAACUGAUGGAAACGGAGGACCGUGCCGGCGGGGCAGAAGAUAUCGGUAAAACCGAUGAGGAUGCUCUCACGGCAAUGGGCAAUAACGACGAGCAACCUGAUGCUGAAGGAGGUGAAGACUCCGGUAAGGAGGAAGAAUCCAAAGAGUCCCACAAGAAGGACAAAUCGGGCGCCCGUGGAGGCGGAAACAGGCGAGGACGGAGCACUAGGGGUCUUUAUGGCAGCCGCUACUAG